GAGGCCGCCCGUCGCCGCCGCUUAUGCAACACAUCAUCGAUAACCACCCCGACAUGGCCACCGCGCUGCUGGCGGGAGAGAAGCUGAAGGAGCUGAUCCUGCCGGGCCAGCAGGAUGACAAGGCGGGCGCGCUGGCGGCGCUGCUCCUGCAGCUGAAGCUGGAGCUGCCCUUCGACCGCGUGGUCACCAUCGGCACCGUCCUCAUCCCCAUCCUGCUCGUCACCCUGGUCUUCACCAAGAACUUCGCGGGUAAGGGCGGCGGGGCGGGGCGGGGCGGCCGCGCCCUCACGGCUGUGAAGAGCGGCCUUGUGCGGGGGGCAGCGGCGCGGUACGGGCACCUGGUGCCGUGCUGUGUGGCCGUGUCAGAAGUCUCCAGCGUGAUGGUUGUUGGCUUUUAAGGGCCUACAGUUUACAUACAGAUUUCUGCAGUUCAAGAAGCCCUGUUUGGUUGCCUGCUGCUCACAGUGCACGGCCCUUCCUGCCUUGAAGCUGGCUCAGGUGUUGAUGAGACUUGGAAAGUAUUGACCCCAAUACAUUGUGCAGCUCUCAGGCUGUUAGCAUUGCAGGUAGCCAUCACUGCCUCUCUCAUGCAUCGGCCUGAAGAGUGUGCAUGGCACUGUGUGGCUUGUUUGGUCCCCUGGAGCUUCACAGUGGGGAUCCAUGUGAAAUUACCAGUGUUUUAAUACACAGACUGGCAGGUUGUAGCUCGUAUGGUUAGUGGGACUUGGUUGUGGGCAGUCCAUCCAAACACAGCUGAGUGCAGUCCUUGACAUGUAGCUUGGGGAUUGACCUCCAACACAGACAUCCUUAACACUUUGCUUUCGCUGUCCUGUUACUUAGAAGAGUAACUGCUUGUGAAAAGCACCUUAGGUGGAGAUUUUUCUGGAUGAUAGCUUAAGCAUUUUGAAUUCACCCCAUUUUUUGAAUAUAUUUAAAUAUCUAAAGUUUUUCAGCCACAGUUGAUGAUAGCUUCGUGUUUUUGCAUGGUCAUCUAGAGGCCUCUUCAUGAAACCAUGUUCUCAGGGCACAAUGAGCCUGCUGAACACCUGAGAACUGUUCUUUUGCAGUGACUGAGAGGCAGGGAACUGCUGCUUCUGUGGAUCUUUAGUGUAGAAUAGAGAAGUGCUGGGAUCCCUUCCUCUGGUUUGUAGAAAGGAAACAGUAAUAAAAAGGCAUUUGCGGAAGGCACUGAGAGUGCCUGCUUAUAUACCUGCCUUCACAGUGCUGGUGAUUUACUGCUAGUAGGCCUCAGUUUGACCUUGGGAGCAAGAAAGGUUAUGCGCCCUUACUGUUGUGUGAGUUCACUGACAGGUCUGUUGAUGAAUCACUGCUUGUGCAGACAGCAGUAACUGUAACACUCUUUGAACAAAUCCUCUGAGGCUGCAGAUUGCGGAGGGAGCCACAAGUGUAAGUGACUCUGAGGUUCGUACAGCAGAUGUUCCUCCACAUGUCCACACUGUGGGCCAUGCAAGUUUUUGGAAGAGAAGAUGUCUACUGACUUCACUCAUUGCUCACAUCUGCCCGUGUUUCUGCAGUUGGGUUUGUUUUAUGCUGUGGAUGACUCCUUUCUAAGAUGGCAGUCGUGGCCUUGAAUGUUUCAGUUGAUUUUUGUUUCAGAAGUGCUGAAAGCAAUGGCAUUUGUUUCUAGUUACAGACCUUGUGUGCUCUCUUGGCCCUAUAAAAUCAUCUGCUUCUUAAGAGCAGUAACCUGUUGUGUCUUGUCUAGAGAAAGAUUUACAAGGCAACACAGAAACCUUCUUUAUGUCACUGGGACAGUGCUUUUACCUCAUUUGAUGCCAUUUGUUUGGUCAUUUGAUCUACAGCCAUCAAAAUAUGAGGAAAAAGGGAAAAGAUACAAGAGCAAGUUGUACAGGUUGUAAGGGGCCAAUGAAAUUGGGUUGAUUCUUUGGGUUGUAGCCUAAGAGCUCAGGAUUAGUGGAUUCAAUUCUACUUCGGAGUUCAGAAGCAAAACUCACAGAAUCACAGAAUGACCCGGGUUGGAAGGGACCUCAAGGAUCAUGUAGUUCCAACCCCCCUGCCUGGCAGGGCCAC
Messenger RNA from Coturnix japonica (Japanese quail), 2052 nucleotides. Lineage: Eukaryota; Metazoa; Chordata; Aves; Galliformes; Phasianidae. The record is from RefSeq and is a predicted model, not a curated record.